Molecule: messenger RNA, 1203 nt
Organism: Dendronephthya gigantea
Lineage: Eukaryota; Metazoa; Cnidaria; Anthozoa; Malacalcyonacea; Nephtheidae
Exons: 9
Coding region: 322-1098 (258 amino acids)
Cellular component (GO): membrane
Source: RefSeq, a predicted model, not a curated record
CGUAUUUAAUCACCUUUUACUUUAUCAAUAUUAAUUCUUUAAACGCAACUGAACCUACACAAGGCCACUGGACUCUCCCACUGAAAUAACACUGUAUUCAAGACAACUCAGAUAGCACACAGUAAUCGACAAACAAUCUGCCUCAAGUGUCAACACAGCGGGAUAGCCCCGUUUCCUGUCAUCCUAUACAACUGAUUUUGCGGACUUGAAAAUCGAUCACAACAGCUGAAUGUAUUUACUAACACAGUGAGUCACAAAGUCGCCCGGUUAAAUCACUUCCUUCAUUGAAUAAAUUCUCUUCUCUGUGUCAAGACGUGUAAUAUGGACCUGAAAAUCUUGUGUACUUUGGUGGUGUUCUGCUUUGGUAUAAGCACAACAGUUGGACAGUUAUGUGCAGACAAACUGAGUUACUGUUCUCAAUGGCCUGACAGUUACUGUACGACGUAUAAGGAUUACAUGAAGACAAACUGCCCAAAGAAAUGUGGUUAUUGUACAGUAGUGAAACCCACAGACUCAGGAACAGCGUGCACUGAUAAACAGUCGUCAAGUAACUGUGUUCGUUGGAAAAAUUCUGGUUAUUGUGCCGAUGGUCAUCGCUUCCAGCAAUACAUGAAAGACAACUGUCAAAAGACCUGUGGGUUUUGUGGCUCGUGUUCUGCUUCCAGUAAACUUGACGGAUGUUCAUUCGACUCUGAUUCGUGUGAUUUUGUCGAUGUUCCAUUUGAUGAUGAUCAUGAUUUUGUUUUGCAAACCAGUGGUGGACAAGAUAACGGGGGUUAUCUAUCGUCCACAGGGCGUGGUAAGGCUGAUCUCAUUGUACCACUGGAGUUACUUGUUUCUCACAAUGGAGAUUACGGCACAAUGUGCAUGGAAUUCUAUUACAGAAUUCGAAGUGGAUCACUGGUGGUUUAUCAAGUCACCAAUGGCAAGACCUAUCCAAAAGAGACCAAGCUACAAUUGUCUGACUCUAGGGGCUCGUGGAAGAAGGCGAGAGUGAACUUCAGAGCGUCACAGAAAUACCACUUGUUGUUCCGUUCCACGCCCAACUCAGGAUCUGUCCACAUCGACAAUGUUCGAUUUUGCAGUCGUUGCAAUUAAAAGGACGAAAGAAGAGUCUGUGUUUUAAGUGAAAUUACAUUCACACGCACUCAUAUAUUUGAAAACAUACUGUAUGGAAUGUUCUAAAUAAAAUAAUAAAAAAUA